AUGAAGGUUCUCCUCCUCCUCUUCCUCCUCGCCCAGCUUGGCUCCUCAUCGCUGGUCCCUGAGAGGGAAAAGGACCCCGAGUACUGGCGGGCGCAGGCGCAGGAGACCCUGCGGGAGGCUCUGAGGCUCCAGCGCCUCAACCAGAACGUGGCCAAGAACCUCAUCCUGUUCCUGGGCGACGGCAUGGGAGUCUCCACCGUCACGGCUGCCCGCAUCCUCAAGGGGCAGCUGCAGAACCGCCAGGGCGAGGAGAGCCUGCUGGAGAUGGAGAAGUUCCCCUACGUCGCCUUGGCCAAGACAUACAACACCAACGCUCAGGUGCCCGACAGCGCGGGCACAGCCACCGCCUACCUCUGCGGCGUCAAAGCCAACGAGGGGACCGUGGGCGUCAGCGCCGGCGUCACCCGCGACCGCUGCAACACCACCAAGGGCCAGGAGGUCACCUCCAUCCUCCGCUGGGCCAAGGAUGAAGGCAAGGCCGUGGGCAUCGUCACCACCACGCGCGUGACCCACGCGACGCCCAGCGCCGCCUACGCCCACUCUGCCAACCGCGACUGGUACUCGGAUGGGGAGAUGCCCCCGGACGCGCUGGAGGGCGGCUGCAGGGACAUCGCCCGGCAGCUGGUGGAGAACAUCCCUGACAUCGAGGUGAUCUUGGGCGGUGGGCGGAAAUACAUGUUCCCCAAAAACGCCAGUGAUGUGGAGUAUCCCCAGGAGGAGAAGCAUCGGGGCACCCGCCUGGAUCGCAGGGAUCUUGUCCAGGCCUGGCACGAUGCCAAGCCCCCCGGCAAGGAGGCCAAGUACGUGUGGCACCGGCGGGACCUGCUGGCACUCAACCUCAGCCGUGUGGAUUUCCUCCUGGGCCUCUCAGAGCCGGGUGACAUGGUGUAUGAGCUGGACAGGAAUAACCAGACGGACCCGUCCCUCACCGAGAUGGUGGCCGUGGCCAUCAGGAUGCUCCAGAAAAACCCCCGGGGGUUUUUCCUCCUGGUUGAAGGUGAGGGUGGGAGGGGCAAAGGAGGA
This is a messenger RNA of Chaetura pelagica (chimney swift), 1023 nucleotides long. It is a transcript of the gene ALPL, whose product is annotated as alkaline phosphatase, liver/bone/kidney. The transcript is spliced from 8 exons. Gene Ontology annotation, molecular function: alkaline phosphatase activity. Gene Ontology annotation, biological process: dephosphorylation. Lineage: Eukaryota; Metazoa; Chordata; Aves; Apodiformes; Apodidae. The record is from RefSeq and is a predicted model, not a curated record. The annotation marks the transcript as partial. Gene Ontology annotation, cellular component: plasma membrane.